AUGGAUGACGACUUAUACGAAUCGUGUUUGGAAGAAGUGUUAGCAGCGUUAAAAAAUAAGGGAUUUAGCUUCAUUUUAAAGCGAGAGCAAGAUAGUGCAUUACGCCAUCUCUUCAAAAGAAAGGAUGUAGUUGCAGUUUUGCCAACAGGAUUUGGUAAGAGCUUAAUUUUCCAGUUGUUGGUGUUCCUGGCAAAGGCGAAAGGCCGUCGAGAAGGCGGUGAAGGUUUUGCUGCAAUUCUCGUUAUCACGCCACUUACCAGCAUAAUUCAAGAUCAGAUCUCUGAGAUCAGUUCGAUGGGAUUAUCUGGAUUUAAUUUGUCUGAAAAGUUGGAGUGCUUGGACGAUAUUCAUAAUGGAAAGGUUGACAUCGUAUAUGCAUCAGCAGAAGCUGCCACAGACAAGAGAUUUGUUGAAUCGUUGAAGAAAAUGAAUUCCUUGUUCAACAAGAAUUUGGCGGCAUGUAUCGUCGACGAAACUCAUACUGUCGAAACCUGGACCGGACUGAGGUAAAAUAGAGGAAAUUGAACUUUUUCAUGGCAAAAGCUCGAAUCUGCCUUUGUGUAUUUUGUAAGCCUACCUGUUUUGGUAUUUCUUUCACGUGGAAAUUUAUCUCACGGGUAGUUUCUUUGCUCUUAGGUCAGAUAAUUCCUCAAACAAGAGUGGAAAACAAGGGAAGGUCUUCCGUGCUUCUUUCGGAGAACUGGCCACAUUGCGAUCGUUUUUUAGAGAAGGUAGGAUGUCAAAUUUACUGUAUAUAUUACACGCCACUGUAUACAAAGUACCCCCACAAAAUGUGUUGGCUGCUUUCCUUUCCUCCUUCGGUAGUCUUAUUAUUUUUCAGUGAAAAGCCGUCUUUCGGUUAAACCGCUGUUCAACUUAGUUUGUUGUAGAAUUAAUUUCUUUUAUUCUCCUACAUGCAUUCUUACUUUAAAUUCUGUGAAGGGAUUUUAUACAUACAAGAGAUAUUUUCUCCCACUACAUUAUUGCAGGUCUAAUAUUAAACACAGAUGGUAACAAGUGACUUCAUAUCUUGCGUAAAUGAGAACGAAAAUCAAGUUCCUUUAUUUGUCUGGUUGUCAACAAUUAUUAUCCUUCAUAAAAAAUCCAUAACCUUAUAAUCUAAAAAGUCUUUAAAUCACUGCCAAUAACAACUCCAAAAUAGAAGACAGACUUUGUAGGUUUUGACUGUAGUUUCCAACAAAAUCAUUAAACGAAAAAUGGUAAUGUUUAUUUCCAAAGGUACACCACUUGCAGCUUUAACAGGAACUGCUGACAAAAAUACUUUGACAGUUGUAUCGAACAAACUUGUCUUGAAACAGCCCUUGGUGUUGUGCAUCAGUCCCAACAGGAAAAAUAUAAGAUUUAGCGUGAAGAAAAACAAGAAAGAACAUCUUCUAUCAGAACUUGACUGGCUCACAACCUGCAUCAAAGAGAAUGGAGAUUCUAUGCCAAAGACAAUUAUUUUUUGUAACACCCUGAAUGAAAUUGCCUGUGUUACAAACUAUUUAAUGUUGAAACUUGGAGAGAAUGCAUUCUCACCCCCACUUCCAAGACUGCCUUGCAACUGCCUCGUUGGUAUAUACCAUUCUACAUCAUGGGGCCAUAACAAAGAGCGUAUAGUUGAGGCAUUAAAAUCCAGUGGCAAGCCUAGAGUAAUAGUUUCAUCCUCAGCCCUGAGCAUGGGGGUCAAUUUCCCAGAUGUGAGGUAUAUUAUUAACUGGGGACCAGCUCGAAAUUUGUUGGACCAGCACCAAGAGAUUGGCCGUGCUGGAAGGGAUGGAAAAAACAGCUAUUCCUUAAUUGUCUAUCACGGACAGCAACUAAGUCAAUGUGAAGAGAGCAUCAAGCGUUUUGUUAAAACUGAUGGUUGUUUGCGUGUAGCUGCCUACAAGGAGUUUGAUGAAAACAUUGAACCGUUGAAACCAAAUCACAACUGUUGCAGCUACUGUUCAUAUCUAUGCAGAUGUUCUGGAGAUAAAUGUUCUGCCGAAGUUCCUUUAUUUGAACGUGAAAAUUCUGCACAAGCUCCUCAAAGACAGUGCUUAUCUAGACCAGUCAGCAAUCAAGACAAGGCUGAUCUAAAAGCUGCACUUAUCGAACUACAAGAAAGGAUGACAAAAACCAAAUGUUGUGGGCAAGUUUUCUCAAGCCAGUUAGUAGAAGAUGUAACCCAAAAUUGUCACCAUAUUUUUACAGUUCAUGACAUAGUUAAUACUUGUCCAGUUUUUUCUGUUGACCAUGCAUUAAAAAUUCUGAAAAUCAUUCAGGAAAUUUUCCUUGACAUACCAAACUUUGACGAGUCUAUUGAAAUGUUGCAGGCAGCAAAUUUAAGUGUAAAAUCAAAUGAGGACUGGUUACCACUGGAGCAACUACUG
Molecule: messenger RNA, 2375 nt
Organism: Porites evermanni
Lineage: Eukaryota; Metazoa; Cnidaria; Anthozoa; Scleractinia; Poritidae
Source: the annotation of a GenBank genome assembly